Molecule: messenger RNA, 249 nt
Organism: Penicillium brevicompactum
Lineage: Eukaryota; Fungi; Ascomycota; Eurotiomycetes; Eurotiales; Aspergillaceae
Exons: 1
Coding region: 1-249 (82 amino acids)
Source: RefSeq, a predicted model, not a curated record
AUGGAAGGCCUAAUGCUUCAUCUCUUCCCAUCCAAGUUUGACCUUGAACAAACCGAACUAGAGAUGAUCAAAGGUUAUUUGGCAGUCGGAGGGGUUGCAAUGCUUGAUCAGACAAGGAAGUUCCGCCGCUCAAUGAAGUCGAACCGAUCAGUGACACAAGGGCAUCAUUGGGACAACUCGGCGAAUCGUACGAGGGAGGAGGGAAAGGGCAUGAACGUGAGACUGAUGGGGUGGUCGGAACGCAUGUAG